Chara braunii is the source of this 1661-nucleotide messenger RNA. NCBI's taxonomy places the organism in Eukaryota, Viridiplantae, Streptophyta, Charophyceae, Charales, Characeae. The record is from the annotation of a GenBank genome assembly.
GGCCGACGUGCUGCACGGGCGGGUGUGGUGAGUCAUGCUCGUGGGCGCACGCACUUGCGUCUUGCUGGGUGUGCCCUCUUUCUCCGUUCCCAUCUCUCUGUCCGUCUAUUUGGCAACCCGAGGAAGUCGAAAGGUUAGGAGAGCGAGGGAAAGUUUCCAUUGUUGUCCAUUUCGUGAGAUCAGGUAGAGCGAGGCUGAGGAAAGGACGACGGUCGCUGUGAGUUGUUGGUUGACGCAAUAAAUCGAGAAAGCAGUGGAGAGAGUGGUUGCGGUAGUUGAGGAAGGAGACGAGGAUGGCAGCCGGGAGGGUGGGAGGAGUGGGGGGGAGAUCACGGGCAGUUGGGAGCUCCCACCAAGGUGGAGGGUUCGCGGGCAUGCUGCAUUCUACUCCCAGUUCACACACGCAACUGGUUGAGCUUAAGCAGCGUGUGCUGGCCGCUUUGACGAAGCUGGGAGACAGAGACACUCAACGUCACGCAGUGGAAGAACUCCAUCGGAUGGUGGAGGGGCUCGCUCCCGAGGGUGUGCCUAUCUUUCUCGUGUGUUUAUAUGACUCCGAUGGGUUACAGAAGAGCUUCUCGAGAAAGGAGAGUGUUCGCUUGUUUGGGACAAUGGCGAUCGUCCACGGAGAUCUUCUCGCUCCUCACCUUAGCAAGAUCGUGAUCAACAUUGUGCGGCGCUUCAAGGAUCCCGACGCUGGAGUGCGCGACAUGUGUGCGGAAGCGAUGGGCCACUUGGCGGCCAAUGUAUCGCCUGUGGGCAUGAGUGCGAUUGGGCCCAGCAGCGGUAAUGCCGCGGCGGCUCCGGCUUCGGUUGGUGGCAACGGCUUUGCGCCGCCUGCGCAGUCUGCGUCUGCGGCGGCUGCUCCAUCUCCUUCUCCGUCUGCCUCUCCUCCUGGUGUUAGUGGGUCUACCCCGUCUACCUCUUCUGCCGGUGCGUUGGCGGCGGAAGCGGGUUCCGCGACUUCUUCCUCUGCGCCUGCUUCUGCGGGAUCGUCUGCUUCCGCAGCGGAAGCGGUGGGAAGUGCUGGCGGCGUUGGGAGCAGUGGAGCGGAAGGAGGGGUUGCCACGUGUACGACUCCCAAGGCGGACCACAACCGGGCCGGAGGAUUAGCGACUGCUGCUGCGGGCACAAGUCACAGUGCAAUGGGCGUGUUCUUUAGGCCCUUGUUUGAUGCACUCAACGAGCAGAACAAGAACGUACAAGCUGCAGCCGCACUGUGCCUCAGUAAGGUUGUGCACAACAUGAAGGUUCCUCUUCCGGGUGGCUUCGUCAGGCUUUGCCCCCGCAUAUCGAAGUGUCUAGCGAACCCUAAUUUUUUGGCCAAGGGACCGCUGCUGAACGCUCUGGGCAACCUUGUCGAGUCACGGAGCCGUCGUGUUUGAUAGUCAGUCGCAUUCUGUUUGACAGUCGCACGCAGUCGCACAAGUGCUUUGCUAUGCGCCCUGUGGGUCACGCACCUGGUUACUCGUCCGACCUCCACGUGUCGCAUCCGGAUCCAGUUACUUCGCCGCGCUAUCGCAGGUUCAGCCGCUAAUCCCCUCAUAGGGGCACGUGAACAAGCAAUCACUUAAGCACCCUGUCACAUGCCCGAUCAUCAUCAAAUCACGCAUCCAUCACCGACUGACUCGGUCACCCGCUAAUCAAUUACACAGGCGGGC